This is a messenger RNA of Fonsecaea multimorphosa CBS 102226, 1113 nucleotides long. RefSeq lists its product as uncharacterized. Bases 1 to 1113 code for a protein of 370 amino acids. The record is from RefSeq and is a predicted model, not a curated record. The transcript has 2 exons. Gene Ontology annotation, cellular component: cytoplasm. NCBI's taxonomy places the organism in Eukaryota, Fungi, Ascomycota, Eurotiomycetes, Chaetothyriales, Herpotrichiellaceae.
AUGGACGACGACGAAAUACCUGACCUGGUCGACGUUUCUCAAGGUGGCGGUACCAUCGGCACUUUGAGAGAUGAGCCUGAAAGAAAGGUGCCCAUCACCAUCAUAACCGAGUUCGGAAACACAACGGAUAUUGAAAAAUCCCUGACUGUCAACCAGAACCACCAGGCCACCACAGAAUGGAUCCCUCUGGCUAACGGGUGUAUCUGCUGCAGCGUCAAAGACUCGGGGGUCGCAGCACUAGAGUCUCUCGUCGAGCGCCAGAAGGACUUUGACUACAUCCUGCUCGAGACUACAGGUGUUGCCGACCCAGGGAAUAUUGCGCCUAUGUUUUGGCUUGAUGAAGGAUUAGGCAGCAGUAUCUAUCUCGAUGGCAUCGUCACAGUAGUCGAUGCAAAAAACAUUCUCAAAAGCCUUGACGAACCUGCACCGGAGGAAUUGCCACCAGAGGAGUCUGACGGCCACCACGAUCACAGUCUCCCUCUGCUCACCACUGCUCAUCUCCAAAUCUCCCAUGCGGAUGUGAUAAUUCUCAAUAAAACAGAUCUUGUCUCUCCAGCCCAGCUUUCAGCUGUCCAAGCUAGAAUAGCCUCUAUCAACAGCCUGGCGCGUAUAGUGCCGACAGACCACUCUCGGGUCACGAACCUCAGUGGUACGAUCCUCGAUUUGCAAGCAUACUCAACUUUUCCCUCCACCUACAGCACAUCCAAUACAAGCGACAACACGAUCCCCGACUUCACCUCCAAGGGUCAUUCUCACCUCGACCCCACGAUUUCAACUGCCACAUUCACCUUGCCCCCCUUCGAUCCGCAAAAGUUACCCCUUCUCUCAGGCUGGUUGGAGGCCCUGCUCUGGGACGCCGAGGAUUCUCAACAGGGAAACGAGCGAAAGUAUGAAAUUCAUAGAACGAAGGGGCUGGUCAGGUGUACAGAUGGGAGCAGCAGGGUUGUGCAGGGCGUGAGGGAGAUCUUUGAGAUCAUUGACCUGCCAAAAUCAGACACUGAUGGUGCCACUGGGUCCAAAGGAGGUCAAGACGAAGAAACGACUGCAGGAGAAGGAAAGAUCGUGUUUAUUGGGAGGAAUCUGGAUUUGAUCACGGAGAUGCGAGGUUGGUGA